This is a messenger RNA of Camelina sativa (false flax), 307 nucleotides long. RefSeq lists its product as uncharacterized. The record is from RefSeq and is a predicted model, not a curated record. Lineage: Eukaryota; Viridiplantae; Streptophyta; Magnoliopsida; Brassicales; Brassicaceae.
UAUUUCGAAUCUAUUAGUAUCUUUUCAAAUCAUGGCGAGGAUGAGCGGACCACUCGAAAUUGUACCGGCGAUUCUUGUUUAUCCGGUGAGGGUUUCGGCUUCGCCUUCUUUGGGGACGAUUUAUGAGGAAGAUGACGAGUAAAAAUUUAAUCUUUUUGUUUUUGUUUUAAUCCAUUACAAUAAAAUCAACAUUUCGAAUUAUACUGACCUUGAUAAUGGUCCUCUUCUUGUUUUUUUUUUUUUUUUUUUCUCUUGUACGCAACGGGAUAACAGUAAGAAUAAUAAGUUCACAAGAUGUUUUUGAAUU